This is a messenger RNA of Closterium sp. NIES-65, 7700 nucleotides long. The record is from the annotation of a GenBank genome assembly. NCBI's taxonomy places the organism in Eukaryota, Viridiplantae, Streptophyta, Zygnematophyceae, Desmidiales, Closteriaceae.
ACGUGGACGUGGACAUGGACGUGGACGUGGACGUGGACGUGGACAUGGACGUGAACGUGGACGUGGACGUGGACGUGGAAGUGGACGUGGACGUGGACGUGGACGUGGACGUGGACGUGGACAUGGACGUGGACGUUGACGUGGACGUGGACGUGGACGUGGACAUGGUCGUGGACGUGGACGUGGACGUGGACGUGGACGUGGACGUGGACGUGGACGUGGACGUGGACGUGGACAUGGACGUGGACGUUGACGUGGACGUGGACGUGGACGUGGACGUGGACAUGGACGUGGACGUGGACGUGGACGUGGACAUGGACGUGAACGUGGACGUGGACGUGGACGUGGAAGUGGACGUGGACGUGGACGUGGACGUGGACGUUGACGUGGACGUGGACAUGGACGUGGACGUUGACGUGGACGUGGACGUGGACGUGGACAUGGUCGUGGACGUGGACGUGGACGUGGACGUGGACAUGGACGUGGACGUGUACGUGGAGAUGGACGUGGACGUGGACGUGGACAUGGACGUGGACGUGGACAUGGACGUGGACGUGGACGUGGAAGUGGACGUGGACGUGGACGUGGACGUGGACGUGGACGUGGACGUGGACAUGGACGUGGACGUUGACGUGGACGUGGACGUGGACGUGGACAUGGUCGUGGACGUGGACGUGGACGUGGACGUGGACAUGGACGUGGACGUCUACGUGGAGAUGGACGUGGACGUGGACGUGGACGUGGAGGUGGACGUUGACGUGGACGUGGACAUGGACGUGGACGUUGACGUGGACGUGGACGUGGACGUGGAAGUGGACGUGGACGUGGACGUGGACGUGGAAGUGGACGUGGACGUGGACGUGGACGUGGACAUGGACGUGGACGUGGACGUGGACGUGGACGUGGACGUGGAAGUGGACGUGGACGUGGACGUGGACGUGGACGUGGAAGUGGACGUGGACGUGGACGUGGACGUGGAAGUGGACGUGGACGUGGACGUGGACGUGGACGUUGACGUGGACGUGGACAUGGACGUGGACGUGGACGUUGACGUGGACGUGGACGUGGAAGUGGACGUUGACGUUGACGUGGACGUGGACGUGGACGUUGAAGUGGACGUGGACAUGGACAUGGACGUUGACGUGGACGUGGACAUGGACAUGGACGUUGACGUGGACGUGGACGUGGACGUGGAAGUGGACGUGGACGUGGACGUGGACGUGGAAGUGGACGUGGACGUGGACGUGGACGUGGACGUGGACGUUGACGUGGACGUGGACAUGGACGUGGACGUUGACGUGGACGUGGACGUGGACGUGGACAUGGUCGUGGACGUGGACGUGGACGUGGACGUGGACAUGGACGUGGACGUGUACGUGGAGAUGGACGUGGACGUGGACGUGGACGUGGACAUGGACGUGGACGUGGACAUGGACGUGGACGUGGACGUGGAAGUGGACGUGGACGUGGACGUGGACGUGGACGUGGACGUGGACAUGGACGUGGACGUUGACGUGGACGUGGACGUGGACGUGGACAUGGUCGUGGACGUGGACGUGGACGUGGACAUGGACGUGGACGUGUACGUGGAGAUGGACGUGGACGUGGACGUGGACGUGGACGUGGACGUUGACGUGGACGUGGACAUGGACGUGGACGUUGACGUGGACGUGGACGUGGACGUGGACAUGGUCGUGGACGUGGACGUGGACGUGGACGUGGACAUGGACGUGGACGUGUACGUGGACGUGGACGUGGACGUGGACGUGGACGUGGACGUGGACAUGGACGUGGACGUUGACGUGGACGUGGACGUGGACGUGGACGUGGACAUGGACGUGGACGUGGACGUGGACGUGGACAUGGACGUGAACGUGGACGUGGACGUGGACGUGGAAGUGGACGUGGACGUGGACGUGGACGUGGACGUGGACGUGGACAUGGACGUGGACGUGGACGUGGACGUGGACGUGGACGUGGACGUGGACGUGGACAUGGACGUGGACGUUGACGUGGACGUGGACGUGGACGUGGACGUGGACAUGGACGUGGACGUGGACGUGGACGUGGACAUGGACGUGAACGUGGACGUGGACGUGGACGUGGAAGUGGACGUGGACGUGGACGUGGACGUGGACGUUGACGUGGACGUGGACAUGGACGUGGACGUUGACGUGGACGUGGACGUGGACGUGGACAUGGUCGUGGACGUGGACGUGGACGUGGACAUGGACGUGGACGUGUACGUGGAGAUGGACGUGGACGUGGACGUGGACGUGGACGUGGACAUGGACGUGGACGUGAACGUGGACGUGGACGUGGACGUGGACGUGGACGUGGAGAUGGACGUGGACGUGGACGUGGACGUGGACAUGGACGUGGACAUGGAGGUGGACGUGGACGUGGACGUGGACAUGGACGUGGACGUGGACAUGGACGUGGACGUGGACGUGGACGUGGACAUGGACAUGGACGUGGACGUGGACAUGGACGUGGACGUGGACAUGGACGUGGACGUGGACGUGGACGUGGACGUGGACGUGGACAUGGACGUGGACGUGGAAGUGGACGUGGACAUGGACGUGGACGUGGACGUGGACGUGGACGUGGUCGUGGACGUGGUCGUGGACGUGGUCGUGGACGUGGAUGUGGACGUGGUCGUGGACGUGGACGUGGUCGUGGACGUGGACGUGGACGUGAACGUGGACAUGGACGUGGACGUGGACAUGGACGUUGACGUGGACGUGGACGUGGUCGUGGUCGUGGAUGUGGACGUGGACGUUGACAUGGACGUGGACGUGGUCAUGGACGUGGACGUGGACAAGGACGUGGACGUGGACGUGGAGGUGGACGUGGUCGUGGACGUGGUCGUGGACGUGGUCGUGGACGUGGACGUGGAAGUGGACGUGGACGUGGACGUGGACGUGGACGUGGACGUGGACGUGGACGUGGUCGUGGACGUGGUCGUGGACGUGGUCGUGGACGUGGAUGUGGACGUGGUCGUGGACGUGGACGUGGUCAUGGACGUGGACGUGUACGUGGAGAUGGACGUGGACGUGGACGUGGACAUGGACGUGGACGUGGACGUGGACGUGGUCGUGGUCGUGGAUGUGGACGUGGACGUUGACAUGGACGUGGACGUGGACGUGGACGUGGACGUGGACAAGGACGUGGACGUGGACGUGGAGGUGGACGUGGUCGUGGACGUGGUCGUGGACGUGGUCGUGGACGUGGACGUGGAAGUGGACGUGGACGUGGACGUGGACGUGGACGUUGACGUGGACGUGGACAUGGACGUGGACGUUGACGUGGACGUGGACGUGGACGUGGACGUGGACAUGGACGUGGACGUGGACGUGGACAUGGACGUGGACGUGUACGUGGAGAUGGACGUGGACGUGGACGUGGACGUGGACGUGGACAUGGACGUGGACGUGAACGUGGACGUGGACGUGGACGUGGACGUGGACGUGGAGAUGGACGUGGACGUGGACGUGGACGUGGACAUGGACGUGGACAUGGAGGUGGACGUGGACGUGGACGUGGACAUGGACGUGGACGUGGACAUGGACGUGGACGUGGACGUGGACGUGGACAUGGACAUGGACGUGGACGUGGACAUGGACGUGGACGUGGACAUGGACGUGGACGUGGACGUGGACGUGGACGUGGACGUGGACAUGGACGUGGACGUGGAAGUGGACGUGGACAUGGACGUGGACGUGGACGUGGACGUGGACGUGGUCGUGGACGUGGUCGUGGACGUGGUCGUGGACGUGGAUGUGGACGUGGUCGUGGACGUGGACGUGGUCGUGGACGUGGACGUGGACGUGAACGUGGACAUGGACGUGGACGUGGACAUGGACGUUGACGUGGACGUGGACGUGGUCGUGGUCGUGGAUGUGGACGUGGACGUUGACAUGGACGUGGACGUGGUCAUGGACGUGGACGUGGACAAGGACGUGGACGUGGACGUGGAGGUGGACGUGGUCGUGGACGUGGUCGUGGACGUGGUCGUGGACGUGGACGUGGACGUGGACGUGGACGUGGUCGUGGACGUGGACGUGGACUUGGACUUGGACGUGGACGUGGUCGUGGUCGUGGACGUGGUCGUGGACGUGGACGUGGACGUGGUCGUGGACGUGGACAUGGACGUGGACUUGGACGUGGUCGUGGACGUGGUCGUGGACGUGGUCGUGGACGUGGACGUGGACGUGGACGUGGUCGUGGACGUGGUCGUGGACGUGGUCGUGGACGUGGACGUGGACGUGGACCUGGACGUGGUCGUGGACGUGGACGUGGACGUGGACAAGGACGUGGACGUGGACGUUGACGUGGUCGUGGACGUGGUCGUGGACGUGGACGUGGUCGUGGACGUGGACGUGGACGUGGACGUGGUCGUGGACGUGGACGUGGACGUGGACGUGUACGUACGUGGUCUUGGACGUGAUGUGGACGUGGACGUGGACCUGGACGUGGUCGUGGACGUGGACGUGGUCGUGGACGUGGACGUGGACGUGGACGUGGACGUGGACGUGGACAUGGACGUGGACAUGGACGUGGACGUGGACGUGGACGUGGACGUGGACGUGGACGUGGACGUGGACGUGGACGUGGACGUGGACGUGGUCGUGGACGUGGACGUGGACGUGGACGUGGACGUGGACAUGGACGUGGACGUGUACCUGGACGUGGACGUGGACGUGGACGUGGACGUGGACGUGGACGUUGACAUGGACGUGGACGUGGACGUGGACGUGGACGUGGACGUGGACAUGGACGUGGACGAGGACGUGGACGUGGUCGUGGACGUGGACGUGGACGUGGACGUGGUCGUGGACGUGGACGUGGUCGUGGACGUGGACGUGGUCGUGGACGUGGACGUUGACGUGGACGUGGACGUGGUUGUGGACGUGGAGGACUUGGACGUGGACAUGGACGUGGACGUGGACGUGGUCGUGGACGUGGACGUGGACGUGGAGGACGUGGACGUGGUCGUGGACGUGGACGUGGAGGACGUGGACGUGGUCGUGGACGUGGACGUGGACGUGGUCGUGGUCGUGGACGUGGACGUGGACGUGGUCGUGGACGUGGACGUGGACUUGGACGUGGACGUGGACGUGGACGUGGACGUGGACGUGGACGUGGACGUGGACGUGGAGGUGGACGUGGACGUGGACGUGGACGUGGACGUGGACGUGGACGUGGACGUGGACGUGGUCGUGGACGUGGACGUGGACGUGGACGUGGACGUGGACAUGGACGUGGACGUGUACCUGGACGUGGACGUGGACGUGGACGUGGACGUGGACGUGGACGUUGACAUGGACGUGGACGUGGACGUGGACGUGGACGUGGACAUGGACGUGGACGAGGACGUGGACAUGGUCGUGGACGUGGACGUGGACGUGGACGUGGUCGUGGACGUGGACGUGGUCGUGGACGUGGACGUGGUCGUGGACGUGGACGUUGACGUGGACGUGGACGUGGUUGUGGACGUGGAGGACUUGGACGUGGACAUGGACGUGGACAUGGACGUGGUCGUGGACGUGGUCGUGGUCGUGGACGUGGACGUGGACGUGGACGUGGACGUGGACGUGGACGUGGACGUGGACGUGGACGUGGUCGUGGACGUGGACGUGGACGUGGACGUGGUCGUGGACGUGGACGUGGACGUGGACGUGGACGUGGACGUGGACGUGUACAUGGACGUGGACGUGGACGUGGACGUGGACAUGGACAUGGACGUGGACGUGGACGUGGACAUGGACGUGGACGUGGACGUGGACGUGGACGUGGACAUGGACGUGGACAUGGACGUGGACGUGGACGUGGACGUGGACGUGGACGUGGACAUGGACGUGGACGUGGACGUGGACGUGGACGUGGACGUGGACGUGGACAUGGUCGUGGACGUGGAUGUGGACGUGGACGUGGACAUGGACGUGGACGUGUACGUGGACAUGGACGUGGAUGUGGACAUGGACGUGGACGUGGACGUGGACAUGGACGUGGACGUGGAUGUGGACGUGGACGUGGACGUGGACGUGGACGUGGACGACCUAGACGUUGACGUGGACGUGGACCUAGACGUUGACGCGGACGUGGACGUGGACAUGGACUUGGUCGUGGACGUGGACGUGGACGUGGUCGUGGACGCGGACGAGGACGUGGACGUGGACUUGGUCGUGGACGUGGACGUGGACGUGGUCGUGGACGUGGACGAGGACGUGGACGUGGACGUGGACAUGGACGUGGACGUGGACGUGGACGUGGACGUGGACGUGGACGUGGACAUGGACGUGGACGUGGACGUGGACAUGGACGUGGACGUGGACGUGGACAUGGACGUGGACGUGGACGUGGACGUGGACGUGGACGUGGACGUGGAGGACUUGGACGUGGACGUGGACGUGGACCUAGACGUUGACGCGGACGUGGACGUGGACAUGGACGUGGACGUGGACGUGGACGUGGACGUGGUCGUGGACGUGGACGAGGACGUGGACGAGGACGUGGACGUGGUCGUGGACGUGGACGUGGACGUGGACGUGGACGUGGACGUGGACAUGGACUUGGUUGUGGACGUGGACGUGGACGUGGUCGUGGACGUGGACGAGGACGUGGACGUGGACGUAGACGUGGACGUGGACGUGGACGUGGACGUGGACAUGGACGUGGACAUGGACGUGGACGUGGACGUGGACAUGGACGUGGACGUGGACGUGGACGUGGACGUGGACAUGGACGUGGACGUGGACGUGGACGUGGAGGACUUGGACGUGGACGUGGACGUGGACGUGGACCUAGACGUUGACGCGGACGUGGACGUGGACAUGGACGUGGUCGUAGACGUGGACGUGGACGUGGUCGUGGACGUGGACGAGGACGUGGACGUGGACGUGGUCGUGGACGUGGACGUGGACAUGGACGUGGACAUGGACGUGGACGUGGACGUGGACGUGGACGUGGACGUGGACAUGGACGUGGACGUGGACGUGGACGUGGACGUGGACAUGGACGUGGACGUGGACGUGGACGUGGACGUGGACAUGGACGUGGACAUGGACGUGGACGUGGACGUGGACGUGGACGUCGACGUGGACGUGGACGUGGACGUGGACGUGGACGUAGUCGUGGACGUGGACGUGGAGGUGGACGUGGACUUGGACGUGGACAAGGACGUGGACGUGGACGUGGUCGUGGACCUAGACGUUGAUGCGGACGUGGACGUGGACGUGGUCGUGGACGUGGACGUGGAUAAGGACGUGGACGUGGACGUGGAGGUGGACGUGGUCCUGGACGUGGUCGUGGACGUGGUCGUGGACGUGGACGUGGACGUGGACCUGGACGUGGUCGUGGACGUGGACGUGGACGUGGACAAGGACGUGGACGUGGACGUGGACGUGGUCAUGGACGUGGUCGUGGACGUGGACGUGGACGUGGUCGUGGACGUGGACGUGGACGUGGACGUGGACGUGGUCGUAGACGUGGACGUGGACGUGGACGUGUACGUGUACGUGGACGUGGACGUGGUCGUGGACGUGGACGUGGACGUGGACGUGGUCGUGGACGUGGACGUGGUCGUGGUCGUGGACGUGGACGUGGUCGUGGACGUGGACGUGGACUUGGACGUGGACGUGUGGACGUGGACAUGGACGUGGACAUGGACGUGGCCGUGGACGUGGACGUGGACGUGA